CUUCUGCCGCCGCAGCCACAGGCACCUUCUCCUCCACUGUCCUCUUCUGUCCUCGCCUUCCGUCGGCUAUCAGGUGAUCCUCUAAGUAGGAUGGCUGAGCCCCGCCAGGAGUUUGACACAAUGGAAGAUCAUGCUGAGGACUACGCCCUGCUCCAAGACCAGGAUGGGGACACAGAGCCUGGCCUGAAAGAGUCUCCCCUGCAGACUCCUGCUGAUGAAGGAUCCGAGGAACUGGGCUCUGAGACCUCUGAUGCUAAGAGCACUCCGACGGCCGAAGAAGUGACUGCACCCUUAGUGGAUGAGAGAGCCCCUGGCAACCAGGCUGCCGCCCAGCCCCACAUGGAGAUCCCAGAAGGAACCACAGCUGAAGAAGCAGGCAUUGGAGAUACCCCAAGCCUGGAAGACCAAGCUGCUGGACACGUGACUCAAGAAGAGAUAAGAGUUCCAGGUGAGCAGAGGGAGGCCCCCAAGAGGCCCCUGGCCGAGGAGCUUAGCAUUCAAGUGGAACCCAGACACAGCAGAGAAGUUUCUGGGGUCUCAGUGCUGCCUCUGGGUGAAAAACAGUCAGAAGCUCCUGUUCCAGAAGUCGCCCACCCUCCUCUGCAGCCUCUCCUACCAGGAGGCCCUGAAAAACCCACCCAAGAAUGGGGACCAGAGCAUGGGGACCAAGCCAACGAGGCUCUACUCAUCUCAAAGCUCUCCUUCCCUGGACAUCUCUACACGGAGCCAGAGCAGGUCAAGGGUGUCCAGGAAAGCUUGCUCGGGGCACCAAGGUGCCAUGGAGGUGAAUCCUCGGAUCCAGAGACCCUGGGUCUCAACCUCCUGCACAUGCCCCACAUGCUUACGGCCCCCUUCCUGCCUGAAGGCCCUGCAGAAGCCACAAUUCAGGCUUUAGGGAAAGGACCCGAGGACCUGGAUAGAAGCCACCAAGGCUCUGAGCUGCUGAAGCACCAGCUUUUGGGAGACCAGAACAAGAAGGGGCCCCCUUUGAAGGAGACCCAGGGCAAAGAAAGACUGGGGAGUGACAAGGAGGUGGAUGAAGACCGCGACAUUGAUGAAUCGUCACCCCAAGAUUCACCUCCUUUCCAGGUGUCCCCAGCACCCAGUGGGCCACCCCCCCACGCUGUUUCCAGAGAAGCCGCCGGCGUCCCUGGUUUCCUGGCCAAGGGUGCCAUCCCACUCCCUGUUGAUUUCCUCUCCAAAGUUUCUACAGAGACCCUGGCCUCACCACCCGACGGGCCCAGCACAGGGCCCAUGGUGGAUGGGCAUGGGGCUGUUCCUGAGUUCACGUUUCACGUGGAAAUAAAAGCUAAUGUGCCGAAGGAACGGGCAUGUUCAGAGCUGGAUUUGGAAGGGGCUGUACUUCCGGGGGCCCCAAAAGAAGAGCAAGAGGCCCUGGGCCCUUCUGUGGAAGAGGCCACAAAGGAGGCUGACCUUCCUGAGACAGCUGAGAAGCAGCCUGCAGCUGGCCUGCCGGGUAGACCUGUCAGCCGGGUCCCUCAACUCAAAGCUCGCAUGAUCAGUAAAGGCAAAGACGGAACUGGGAAUGACGAUAAAAGAGCAAAGACAUCCACACCUUCCUGUGCUAAAACCCUGAGACAUAGGCCUUGCCUUAGCCCCACACACUCCUCUCCUGGUAGCUCAGACCCUUUGAUCAAACCCUCCAGCCCUGCUGUGUGUCUUGAGCCAACUUCCUCUCCUAAACACGUCUCUCCUGUCACACCCCGAACUGGCAAUUCUGGAGCAAAGGAGAUAAAAUUCAAGGGGGCUGAUGGCAAAACUGGAGCCAAGACCGCUACACCCCGAGGAGCAGCCCCUCCAGGUCAGAAAGGUGCCGCCAACGCCACCAGGAUUCCAGCCAAAACCACACCUACCCCGAAGACACCUCCCAGCACUGGUGAACCAGCAAAACCUGGGGAUCGCAGCGGCUACAGCAGUCCUGGCUCCCCAGGAACCCCUGGCAGCCGCUCCCGCACCCCAUCCCUGCCAACCCCACCCACCCGGGAGCCCAAGAAGGUGGCAGUGGUCCGCACUCCACCCAAGUCGCCAUCCUCCACCAAGAGCCGCCUGCAGACUGCCCCUGUGCCCAUGCCAGACCUGAAGAACGUCAGGUCCAAGAUCGGCUCCACCGAGAACCUGAAGCACCAGCCGGGAGGUGGGAAGGUGCAGAUAAUUAAUAAGAAGCUGGAUCUUAGCAACGUCCAGUCCAAGUGUGGCUCAAAGGAUAAUAUCAAACACGUCCCGGGCGGCGGCAGUGUGCAAAUAGUCUACAAACCAGUGGAUCUGAGCAAGGUGACUUCCAAGUGUGGCUCGUUAGGCAACAUCCACCAUAAACCAGGAGGUGGCCAGGUAGAAGUGAAAUCUGAGAAGCUGGACUUCAAGGAUAGGGUCCAGUCGAAGAUCGGGUCCCUGGAUAAUAUCACCCAUGUCCCUGGUGGAGGAAAUAAGAAGAUUGAGACCCACAAGCUGACUUUCCGAGAGAACGCCAAAGCCAAGACAGAUCACGGGGCAGAAAUCGUGUACAAGUCCCCCGCGGUGUCUGGCGACACGUCUCCGCGGCACCUCAGCAACGUGUCUUCCACCGGCAGCAUCAACAUGGUGGACUCGCUGCAGCUCGCCACGCUGGCUGAUGAGGUGUCUGCUUCCCUGGCCAAGCAGGGUUUGUGAUCAGGCCCGGGGGAGGUCAAUAAUCGUGGAGAGAAAAGAGAGAGAGAGAGUGUGGGAAAAAAAAGAACACUGACAUGGCCCUUUGCCUCUGCCCUCCCCCGCGCUGCUCCUCACAGAUGGGUACAGAGGGACACCACCUAACCUGCUUUUGUCGCUCGGCUCGGUUCGGGACUUCAAAAUCAGUGACAGGAAUAAGAGCAAAUUUCAUCUUUCCAAUUGAUCAGUGGGCUACUGUUUUUUAAAAUAUAUAAAAGCACCGCCACACCCAACAUUUUCUGGGCAAUUCUUUUUGACUCUUUUUGUUUCCCGAGUAGAAGAAAGUGAAGGAGAGGCUUAGAAAGCUGUUUUGGGGGAGUUUCAAGGGAGUGGGGCGCUCACUGCCUCUGGCCCCCUCCUGGGGGUGUCACGGGGCAGCAGCAACAACAAAGGGUUUGAAACUUGGUACUGGGGCCACAGGCAGAUGACAGCAGCCCUCGGAGGGGUGGCGGGGUGGGUCAGGGUGGGCAAGGGAGGAAAGGCUGGGUGCGAGGGACUGGAGAGGGGACACGGGCCCCUGCGGAGUGUCGGGGAAGGGCAGCGGGAAGGGCCUGCCAUCUCAGUGACCCACCGCGGUCUCCCACCUAUGGCUUCUUUUCUCUGUGUGGGUGUCGUGCGCCCCUCUGGAGGGUGUCCUGGGUGGAAGAAACAGGAGGCAGGGGAGGGACGGUCAGUGGGAGGGGCACCUUGUGGUUUACUUCUUCAGAGACUGACCUUUACGCCUCAGAAACCCAGCCUUUUUCUCCCUCCCUUGCAGGGUGGGAGUUCUGGGCCAGGCCGCGUCUCCCUUCCUGCAGAAACCCUGACGGUCAUACUGAGUUCUGAAGGUUUGGAACCGUAGCCCCGGGACUUGAGGGCUCUAACCAGUCCUCUCUGUAAGGACUUGUGCCUCCUGGGAGCUAAUCCUUCCCAGCCUGGGCCUCGGCAUCCAGGGAAUGUCGGGGAGGGGUAUGUCUGGGCGGUGGGUCCUGAUCCUCUCAUCCCUUUCAUGGCCACUGCGGCCCCUCUGCCUGUCCCUCUGCGCCCAUGUCUGCUGUGGGAGCCCAGUCACUGUCUUACCCCUCAUUACAUCAUACUGGCCAAGGGCCCUACCUUCCUCACUCCCGGUCAUGGACACUGGUUAGAUGUGGGGACACCUACUGCAGUAAGUGUCCAGGUACAAGGGCUAGGUUCAAUCUCUAGCUCUAAUUCCACUCAUCCAACUGAUGUGCCUGCCACAGGAAAUCUAGUGACCUCGUUUGGUUCUCUCCCCUCCUCCCAUCGCACAUGAGCCAAGGUGGGGCUACUCGGGCUUGAUCUUAGAUGUUUUUCGCCUCAUUAACUUGGAGAGCCGCCCCAGGUCUGCUCCCAGGCCUUCCUAUGUUGAGCUGGCAGCAGAAGGAAGGGUGUGUCCUGGUUGUCACCGAUGGCAUCAGGAUGGGCAGGCGAGACUUAGGGUAGGGUCACACUCCCUGUCCCCACUCCACCCAGCUUGUGCUUGCCAACCGUCAGAGUCCCAUGCCGUUCAACUCCACACACAUGGAAUCAGCCCUCCAAAGCCCCAAAUGAAGAAAGUGCCCCUUGGAAAUGGUUCUUACCCGAGUCCCAGCCGGAAGUGAUGCUGUCUGGUCUGUGGGAGCAGCUGAACAUAUACAUAGAUGUUGCCCUUCCCUCCCCAUCUGCACCCUGUUGCAUUGUGGUUGGACUUGUCUUUUUAUGUUUGGAUUCACAAGAGUGACUAUGAUAGUGAAAAGGAAAAAAAAAAAAAAAAAAAAA
Molecule: messenger RNA, 4458 nt
Organism: Fukomys damarensis (Damara mole-rat)
Lineage: Eukaryota; Metazoa; Chordata; Mammalia; Rodentia; Bathyergidae
Gene: Mapt
Product: microtubule associated protein tau
Exons: 14
Coding region: 91-2667 (858 amino acids)
Biological process (GO): neuron projection development; microtubule cytoskeleton organization
Cellular component (GO): neuron projection
Molecular function (GO): microtubule binding
Source: RefSeq, a predicted model, not a curated record